Vicia villosa (hairy vetch) is the source of this 489-nucleotide messenger RNA. RefSeq lists its product as uncharacterized. The transcript has a single exon. The coding region runs from base 1 to 489 and encodes 162 amino acids. The record is from RefSeq and is a predicted model, not a curated record. Lineage: Eukaryota; Viridiplantae; Streptophyta; Magnoliopsida; Fabales; Fabaceae.
AUGCAAAUUAAUGAGGAACAAAGUAGAAUUCUGACUAGGCAUAUAACUGAACAAGAAGUCUAUGAGGCUAUGAAGAGAAUAAAUUAUCUGACUGCACCUGGGGUGGAUGGGUUUGGUAUGAAGUUCUUCAAGGCUGCAUGGCCUGUUGUUAGAAAGGAUAUCAUGGAUGCAGUUCAGUAUUUCUUCAAUAAAGAAAGACUAUACAAGGCUGUUAAUAACAUUAUUGUUACCCUUAUCGCUAAAUUUACAGAUGCUUGUAUGAUUAUGGAUUUCGGGCCCAUCUCUUGUUGCACAAAUGUGUACAAGAUGAUAUCGAAAAUUAUGGAUAGAAUAUUGAGUAAGGUCCUUUGUAGUAUUAUUCACAUGAGCCAAGCGGCUUUUGUUCCAGGGCAACACCUGCAUGAUCAUGUUAUGUUGGCAUAUGAAUUGAUAAGAGGUUAUAGCACUAAAGGAGAAGCACCUAGGUGUAUGCUACUGGUGGAUCUUUAG